Messenger RNA from Mastomys coucha (southern multimammate mouse), 5610 nucleotides. RefSeq names its product zinc finger protein 883-like. Gene Ontology annotation, biological process: regulation of transcription by RNA polymerase II. The coding region runs from base 1 to 1716 and encodes 571 amino acids. The record is from RefSeq and is a predicted model, not a curated record. NCBI's taxonomy places the organism in Eukaryota, Metazoa, Chordata, Mammalia, Rodentia, Muridae. The transcript is spliced from 6 exons. Gene Ontology annotation, molecular function: DNA-binding transcription factor activity, RNA polymerase II-specific; RNA polymerase II cis-regulatory region sequence-specific DNA binding.
AUGGAGGGGGCGGGCUAUGUUUCUGAAGUCCAGGAUCUUGGAAUCCUCCUCAGGCUGGGUCUCUUCCGGUGUAGCCUGUCGCUGGGCCCUGUGGCAUCCGUUUGCCCUGUGUCUGGCUGGAGCUGGGCCAUCCACCGGGAGGACGCUGACGCCGCAGUAGUCAAGCUACAAUGGUAUGGAUGGACUGAUCUGGCAGCUGCAGCCUCGCGGGGAGGGGCUGGCUGCAGUCAGCCAGAGGAACAGUUGACCUUCAGGGAUGUGGCCAUUGAUUUUUCUGGAGAGGAAUGGGAGUGUCUGAACUCGGAACAGCAGAAUUUGUAUACGGAUGUGAUGUUGGAAAACUAUAGGAACCUCAUCUUCCUGGGUCUUGCUGUGUCUAAGCCAUACCUGGUUACCUGUCUGGAGCAAAGGAAAGAGCCCUGGAAUGUAAAGAGGCAAAAGCCCACGGCGGUGUUCCCAGCUUUCAAUCAAAGUUCAAGCCUUACUACAAGUCAUGCUGGAGAAAAACCCUACAAAUGUAAGGAUUGUGGCAAAGCCUUUACCUAUUGUUCAAGCCUUCGACAACAUCAUAGAAUUCAUUCUGGAGUGAAACAGCACAAAUGUAAGGACUGUGGCAAAGCCUUCUACCAUAAAUCACUCCUUACACAACACCAAAGCAUUCAUGCUGGGAAGAAACCCUACUGCUGUAAAUUCUGUGGCAAAGCUUUCAAUCAGAGGUCAACUGUUACUCAGCAUCAGAGAAUUCAUACUGGAGAGAGGCCCUACCAUUGUAAAGAGUGUGGCAAAGCGUUUCAUCAAAGAUCGAGUCUUAGCCUACACCAGAGAGUUCACACUGGAGAGAAACCCUACAAGUGCAAAGACUGUGGUAAAGCCUUCAACCGUAACUCACUCCUUACUCAGCACCAGAGAAUUCAUACUGGAGAGAGGCCCUACCAUUGUAAAGAUUGUGGUAAAACUUUUAAUAAAAAAUCAAGCCUUACUCAACACCAGAGAAUCCAUACUGGAGAGAAGCCCUAUUCUUGUAAAGAUUGUGGCAAAGCUUUUAAUCAAAGAUCAAGCCUCAGCUUACACCAGAGAGGUCAUACUGGGGAGAAACCUAAUAAAUGUAAUGAAUGUGGCAAAGCCUUUAAUCGUGUUUUUUUCCUUACUCAACAUCAGAAAAUUCACACUGGAGAGAAGGCCUACCACUGUAAAGACUGUGGCAAAGCAUUUAAGCAGCGGUCCAGCCUUACUCAGCACCAGAGAGUUCACACUGGAGACAAGCCCUAUCUCUGUAAGCACUGUGGCAAGGCAUUCACUCAGAGGUCAAGCUUUACUCGACACCAGAGAAUUCAUACUGGAGAGAAGCCCUACAAGUGUCAAGAUUGUGAUAAAGCUUUUAGCCGCAACUUACUUCUUAUUCAACACCAGAGAAUUCAUACAGGAGAGAAGCCUUACCAUUGUCAAGAUUGUGGUAGAGCGUUUAAUCAAAGAUCAAGCCUUACUCAACACCAGAGGGUUCAUACUGGAGACAAGCCCUUCUGUUGUAAAGACUGUGGCAAGGCUUUCACUCAGAGAUCAAGCUUUAACCGACACCAGAGAGUUCAUACUGGGGAGAAGCUGUACAAAUGUAAAGACUGUGACAGCACCUUUAAAUGCAGUUCCCACCUUGCUGAACACCAGUGCACCUCAUUAGGCAGCUGCUUCGAGGAUACAACAUUUCCCCAAUAUAUGUGAGUUUAGUGUUCUAUUACAGCCAGUUAGCAAACACAGAUGGAUUUAUUUUGAAAACAUGUAAUAUAUUUGAUUAUGUAAAAGGUACUUUCUGUGGCAAUACCUAACUGGAUUUCCAGAACCACAUCCUGGUUUAAUUACAUAAUAAUAUUUUUCUUUCUUGUUAUUUUGUCAACUAGUUCUGUGUUAAUAGUUGUAUUCUCAAAUGUAUUUCCCAAACGUUGUCCAGACUGUACACAUAAAACAUACACACUGUCCAGUGUACACAUGAAAGUGCACACAGGUGCCACACUGGAGAAGUCUUUGACAGGUCCCCCUAUGAUUUACACAAUUGAACUGUGUAGCAUAGAGCUUGGCUGUCCUCCCCUAGAAACACAUAGACUUGUGUUUACUGUCCCUUCUACAGCCUAGUUAAGAAGAGAUUUUCAUGACAAUAACCAGAGAAGCCUCUUUAACCCUGCAUGUGUAUUUUUUUCUUUAAUCAUAAAACAGAAACCAUAGAGCCCAGAUAGCAAAAAGAAAGAAAAAACCUAAAGGUAUAUAUUGAAUCGGUCUGAGGAUCUUGACUUCUGAGUCUGCUGCUAAAAAAACUGCAAAUAUAUACAUGGUGCAUGCAGAAUCCACAAUUUUAUACAAUUAAAUUUCAUUGGGGGGGGGGGGUGUUGUGUGCCACAGCAUUGAUGUGAGCAUCAGAGGACAGCUUCCAGUCAAUUCUUUCUGCCAGUCCGUGUGUUUGAACUCAGUUCAUCAGGCUUUGCUAUGAGUGCCUUCACCUGCUGAGUUAUCUCUUUGGUGAUUGGAUUUUAGGGCCUGGGAUUUUUCUGGCUUCUAUCACACAGAACCCUGCUCUUUUCUGUCCUUUUGUAAUUAGAAAGUUAGGCAGACCACCUACAACAGUUGCAUCUCGGUGCAUAUAAUCUCCCUGUGACUUGAAGACAUGACCAUAUUUAAAAAUGAGAAUGUAUAGAAAAUGCAGGGAGACAUUUUUAUGUUGAGUGUUCAAAACAGACUCAAUAAAGCUAAAGGCCUUCUGAGGUAUCAUGUCUAGUGAGACGUUGCAAGUGAUAGAAGGCUGUGUGAGCCUCAUGAGGGUGAGUGCAGAUUCUGUAAAGGCAGAGAAACGCUGGAAUCGUACUCUGUUGUGAUGCAUUGUGAGAAGAGAGGAGAGGUGAUAAUGGUGGGAGAGAGAGCAACACCUGAUUCAGAGCUGUAAAACAACUACCUGUAAGCUAUAUGCUGGGAGUGUUGGUUUCCUCACUGAUGGAGAAUCUGUUUUAGCACACUGUUUAGGGUCUGUACCAGGGCUCGCUCUUUCUCUGUGUUGGUCUAGUCAACCCAAGGCUCACCUGCCUGGAUCAGGAUUUGGGCAGUAAGACCAGGAUCAUUGAGACCUGCUCACUGCAUCUAGUACCUGGCAAGUAUUUAGGGGUUUAGAUCCCACAUUUUUGUCAGGUUAACCAUAUGCCAACCUUCUUCCUUUUCAUGGGAAGAGGAAUUAUGGUGCAGAAUUCCUUCACAGGAGCAUUUUUGUUUCUAUAUAGGAAUCAUACCAUUCUGGUACUCAAAUGAUGAAGCCUUUGGCCAUCUAAAGUCAAAAUAUACUCAAUAAUUUCACAUAGUUCUUCCAGGGCAACAAAACAAUCACAAAGCAGUCAUGGCUGGAAACUUCUAGAAAACUUUAAUGCCAAACAAGUGGAUAAGUAAUUGAACUUUGUAUGAUUUGAUCAGUACGAGGGAGGAAUGCAGUGAUUGACAGGUUUGGAUUUCUUUGAGAAGGCUUUCUUUAGUUGUAUUGCUUAUCCUGGUGCACUUCCAUGAAGGCAUUUUCUAGAUAAGUUGUUAUUUCUAUUUGUGUUGUUUCUACCUUCUUGAAAAAUUUAGACUCUAAUAUAAUUAUCUUAGAGAAAGUUAAAGAGAUAAGUUGGGAAAAUAAUUGUACUUUGCUCUCUGUUGCUGGGACAAAUACCACAAUCAAAACCAACUCGGGAAAGAAAAGGUUUGUUGAGGAUAGGGACUAAAGCAGAAGCAGGGGAUGGAACCAUGUAAGAAAGGUACUUCCUGGCUUGCUUCCUGUAGCUCAUGCUCAGCCAGCUUCCCUGAACUUCCCCGGACUACCUGCCUAUGGGUGGCACUGUCUACAGCAAACUGGGUCUUCCCACAUUAGUCAACAAUCAAAACUAUUUCAGACAUGGCUAUAGGCCUUUCUGAUCUGGUCAUUUCCUCAGUCCCUCAACUGAGAUUCUCACUUUCCAUGUGAUCUUAGUGUGUCAAACUGAUAGUAAAACCAAACCAGGAUAGUAAAGUAUAAGGGAGGCUCAGGGAGAACAGAAGAGUAACUACUGUGGCGAUUCAGCAAUCAAAAGCCUACAUCUUGAUUCAGGUCCUACACAGAUGCUCAGAGAAUAGUCUGAGUCCCUCCCUGCCCACGGUGAGGCAGACCAGCAGUCUCCCCUCAAAAGAACAAAACAUCAGCAUUGAUGGAUACUCCAGCCUCAAUAUUUCCCCAGGCCUAAAAGAAAAUAAGAUUAUUUGAGAGGAUGGCACCUUGAUUUCUCGUUAAGCCUAUGUGUCCAGAAAUACUCUGGUGUUUAGUUCUUAAUUCUCUGCAUUAAAAAUAAAUGAAUGAUAUGGAAAGAAAAGAAAACAGUCAGUUCUGACAUCUGUACAUUUAAAUGAUGAAACAGCAUCCAAAUUCUAGAUCUUACAUCAAUUAAUGCAAAUAAUGUGAAGUCUCCAGCUCACAGUUUCACAAUACUCUAUGAGCACAUAAUGCUUUCCUAAUAGUUGUUAUAUAAGUGACUAUAUACAUCUUGUGUUCCAAAUUGCAACUUAAGAACAGUUGCCUACAGCAUAUUUUAAGGAAGCAAAGGAUGAUUUAAGAUCUGUAGUAUUUACUGGGAACUAAGGACAUUUGUUUUGAGAACUGAUAGUUUGCAUGCACUCUUUUCUAGGUUAGUGAUCCAGAUGAUGGAUCUCAAUGCUGACAAGAAUUGUGUUUUAAGGUGCCAGUUCAUGAAUGCUCCCUCUAGUUCCACCAAACACACAGUCACAAUUCCUUAGAUUGUGGUUGUAUGAUAACCACAUUAUUUUUUUUUACCAUCAAAUGCAAGGUCACUAGCAUAAAGCUGUAGUCAACAUGUUUGGUUUUUUGAGUGUCAUGCUACUCUGUUUAUUUGUUUGUUUGUUUGGUUUGUUUGUGAGGCUUUACUCUGGACGUCUAUAUUUUUUUUCUUUUUAAAUAUUUUAUUGAUUCUUUGUGAGUUUUACAUCAUUCACCUCAAUACCAUUCAUCUCUCCAUCCCUCCAUAUCCCACUCUCUGCUGUUGCAGUCUCAAUGUGGAUCCUGUGGUGUGUCACUGUGUCUCACAAUGUGUCCUUUUGCCCAGACAGCUUUACUUGCAAAUGUUCAUUGCAAGAGUCAUUGAUAUAGUUCUCUGGCUUCUGCUACACCAUCAAUACUGGAUCCUCACCAUGGCCCCUCAGGUAUCUUCUUUUUGCCCUAUGUCUCGGAAAUCCUGCAGCUUUGAAUCUACAUGACCAGCCCCUUCAUUUGCCCAACAGUUAAUAGUUGGGGUGGAUGUUGGGGUGUGUAGAGACUUCACCUUAAUUGACAGAAGACCUAGAAUUUGGCUAUUGCACAGUGCAAAGUGUAUAAAGUGGUCAGUGUAUAAGACACCAGUGGAAAGAUUGCCAAUAGCUGUAUCAAGUACUUAGGUGCAGAAAGAGCAGGACCAAGAGGAACAACCACAGCCAGCUCAUGAAUUCCCCCUGGCUGUGGGGUUAACGUUACAAAGGUCAUCUCAGUAAAUGAAAUGCAAUCAGUUGUUCUCCCAUUGGAAGACACCAACCCACAUACCCAGCGGAUUUGUAGUAGAGCAAAGAGUUUGUUCCACAAAU